This is a messenger RNA of Lathyrus oleraceus (garden pea), 900 nucleotides long. Its product is annotated as histone H2A.Z-specific chaperone CHZ1-like. Gene Ontology annotation, biological process: DNA integration. Lineage: Eukaryota; Viridiplantae; Streptophyta; Magnoliopsida; Fabales; Fabaceae. The record is from RefSeq and is a predicted model, not a curated record. The transcript is spliced from 3 exons. Bases 1 to 900 code for a protein of 299 amino acids. Gene Ontology annotation, molecular function: nucleic acid binding.
AUGGCUUCUGAAUCUGAUGGUGGGUAUUUGGUAGACUGGUGGUAUAUGGACAAUAGUUGCUCAAAUUACUUAACUGGAAACAAACAAUGGCUGAUUAAUUUUGACUCAAGAAAGAGGACAAAAAUCAGAUAUGCUGAUGAUAAGUAUCUGAAUGCUGAAGGAAUGGGAAAUGUCAAGGUCAGAGUGAAGAAUGGAAAAAUUGUUCUUAUCAAGGAUGUUUGGGUGAAAGCUGAAAAGCAAAGUGGUCAGAAGCUGAAAACUCUCAGAACUAAUGGUGGAGGUGAGUAUAACUCUACAGAGUUCAGAAAGUUCUGUAAGGAGAAUGUAAUUGAGCAUGAGGUUACGAUGCCACACACUCCUCAACACAAUGGUCUUGCUAAAAGAAGAAACAUAAUUUUGCUUGAUACGAAGGAGCAUGUUGAAGGAGAAGAAGCUCCCUCACGCCUUACAGGGAGAAACUUUGAAGGAGAAUAUGCCUCUGAAGAAGACUUUUCCUCUAAAGAUGAGUCAGAGUCUGAAGGUGACUCUGAGGAUGAAGAAGAGUCUGAAGGAGAAUCUAACUCUGAAGGUGAAUUUGAUUCUGAUCCAGAUUCUGAUGAUGAUCUAGAAUCUGGUGGUAAUCAUGACUCUGAAAGUGGUCUGACCUCUGAAGGUAGUCCAUCAUCUGAUAAUGUUCCAACAUCUGAAGAAGAUUCUGAACAAGUUCAGAGACCACAAACAAUUAGACAAAUACCAAUAAGAUUUGUAGAGUUUGACAUGUUGCAAGAUACUGAGAUAUACUCUGAAAGGGAAGUCAUUCAGUGUGCCAUGUUCGUAUACUCUAAACCAGUCAGUACUGAAGAAGCUCUCAAGAAGAAAGUGUGGUUGAAGUCCAUGAAACAAGAACUUGAGGGUAUAUAA